AUGCCCUUCGCAAAAGGUGCAGAGCUCUUCACCUCAUACGGCCCCAAGGUGAACGAGGAGCUGCUGUUGGGCUACGGCUUUGUGCUGGACGGCAACAAGCAGGAGAACGUGCUGCUCUUCCGCACGCUGCUCGAUGCAGUGAACCUGGUCGCCCUCGUCCUGCAUCGCGACGCCGCCCGCCCCGGCGAGUGGGUGGCCAGCCCGGGCGGCUCGGGCUGGACUGCUGGGGCGGCAGGGGCGACAGGGGCAGCUGGGGUGGUGGGGAAGGGUGGCAAGGAAUGGGAGGGUGGGGGAGGUGGUGGUGUGGGUGUGAGUGAAGGGGCGAUCAGCAAAGGGGAUAGGGAGCUGAAGCAGGGCUUGGCGCGCAUAUGGGGAGGCGGGUUCGGUGACUGGCUGGUCAACGAGGGUGCGGAUGGGGAUAAGGAUGGUGAUGAUGAUGCUGAUGCUGAUGAUGAUGAUGAUGAUGAUGAUGAUGAUGAUGAUGAUGAUGAUGAUGAUGAUGAUGAUGAUGAUGAUGAUGAUGAUGAUGAUGAUGAUGAUGAUGAUGAUGAUGAUGAUGAUGAUGAUGAUGAUGAUGAUGAUGAUGAUGGUUAUGAUGACGGUUAUGAUGAUGUUUAUGAGGAGGAGGAGGAGGAUGAGGAGGAUGGGAAAGAUGAAGAAGAAGAAGCGGGGAGCAGGUGGGGCAAAAGCAAAGCACAGGGGCGAGGGAAGAAGCAGAAGAACAGCAACAAAGACAAGCACAAGAACAAGCACAAGAACAAGAGCAAGGGGAAGGGCAAGAGCGACAGCAGGCACGGAAAGCAGAAGCAGAAGAAGAGCAAGAAGCAGCAGCAGAAAGCAGACUCCCCAACAGCCAAGCUCCUGCGAGUGCGCCAGGCGCUCUGGCGAGUGGCAGCCAAGGCAGUAGAAGCAAUAGCCAGGGAGCGUGCUGAGGCAGAGAAGCAGUUUGUGCACGUGGGGGCCAUGCCGCAGUACCUGGCUUGGCAGGAGAUCAGGUGGGAGAGCGAGGCGGAUGAGCCGAAUCUCAUGGCUGUGUUUGCUGCUGUGUGGUACUACCUCAAGCACCACUCAGAGCCCCCAUCUGACAUGGCCAAGUCAGUGUUGUAUCUGGGCUGGGGGGUGUCCAACAGCGGUUGUCGCGACGUGGCCUCUCCCUUCUCCAAUGUGUUGCCCGCCCUGCAAGCAGCGGCCGACACCGUUCGUCUGCUAGCGCAGGCGCGGCUGCAGCAGAUGCCGACUAGCAUGGAAGAGGACGAAGCGAUCCUGAGGGAACUGGAGCGGUGCACGAGCAGCGGGAAGGUAGGGGCUGGUGUUGGGGAGGGGGUGAAGGGUGGGGUAAAGGUGGGGAAGGAAGGAAAGAAGAAGCCAGCACAUAGCAAGCAACAGCACAAGGAGAAGCUGCCGAGCCUGGAGGAGGAAGUUUCCGCGAAACGUCUCAGUCGGCGCCGGCGCCGGCGUGCCGUUAGCGAAGGGAGGAUUGUCGGUGACUACAGUAAUGAUGACAACAGCGAGAGUGACAACAACGAGGAGGAAGAGAUGGAUGCCGAUUUCAAGAGCAGUAGCGAGGAAGAGGAGGCGAUGGACUGUGACGCGUGGGAGCAAGAGCAGGCCAAUGGGGAGACCGAGGAGGAAGGCAGCGGGUCGGAGAGUGGGAACGGCGGCGGCAGCGGAGGUGGUAAUGGAGGUCCGAAGAGGCUGACAGUGAUGGGGGUGCGGUGUGGGUGUGAGGCGCAGAGGUCGGAGGCGGAUGAGCACAUGGUGGCGGUGCGAUUCAGGAAGGCCAAGAAGGCAGUGCUGAAAGAGGUGGUGGACCGACUGAAAAGGGGCGUGCCCUGCCUCUGCUACUGCUUUCCUCUAGCCUUGAGGCAUCUCAACAUGCGGUGUGGGUGUGAGGCGCUGAGGCCAGAGGCUGGUGAGAGGAUGGUGGCGGUGCGUUUCAGGAAGACCAAGUGA
Molecule: messenger RNA, 1953 nt
Organism: Closterium sp. Yama58-4
Lineage: Eukaryota; Viridiplantae; Streptophyta; Zygnematophyceae; Desmidiales; Closteriaceae
Source: the annotation of a GenBank genome assembly